Messenger RNA from Porites lobata, 9150 nucleotides. Lineage: Eukaryota; Metazoa; Cnidaria; Anthozoa; Scleractinia; Poritidae. The record is from the annotation of a GenBank genome assembly.
AGCAUUUUAUUGAAAGAGAAUCAAAAAAGCUGGGAGAUUGACGGGGAGAGACAAAGAAAGUCUGACAAUCUACUGGGAGAUGGAGAGUUUGGAGCUGUAAAUAAAGGGAGCUAUCGAGGACAAGAUGGAAGGAUUUAUGAUGUCACAGCAAAUCGGUUUGAAGGUAUUAAAUGAAUCAAGGACGCCGAAGUUCGGUUAUAAUUUUCUUGUGCACACUGUACUAUAAUUUCUCUUCCUUUUUUAUGCAGUUAUUUUUAAAGAUCACUGUUUUUUUGUUUUGUUUCGUUGCGAAGAGCCUCUUUUCCCGUGUAUUAAAGGCUAGUCUCUUUUAAAGAAUUGCUUAUUCUCACUGUCAAACCAUCAAAAUUAAAGAACAAAACCGUUCAAUAGAUAAAGUCCAGGAUUUGGGAAAUGAAAUGAGGUAAAUAUGCAAAGAUCCUCGCAAAGAUUCAGGUCAAUAACAUUAGUGUCCAUCGGGAAAACGUCUUCGCCUUGGCGGCCGUUUACUCCCGGGAGCUGGGAUAUUUUCAACCUAGGGCCUCCGUGAUAUCUCCUCGUAAAAAUUAAUUUGAAAAUAUACUUUUAAGGUGAUACAGUGUUCUAUGCUAUGCAUACAUUAGCGAUGUACCCGCUCAAGAUGUCUACAGUAUACGAAGUCACGUAAACAUCAUUUUUCGGAUCUUUUGGUUACUGUAUACUAGAUUAUGUAGAUUAACCCUCAUCGUCAUCUAAUUUUCCCCCCCCCCCCCUUAACCAUAUUCGGUAUGUACUGAAAACAGCGCAUUUUAAUUCUCGUUUGUUGCUCAGUGGGUAACCAGGCCUGAAGCAAGUGUCAUACGUUGAUCAUCUUACACAUGCUUCAAGAAGUGUUCUUGUCAGUAAAUUGACACUCUUUCAUGAGCAGCAUGAUUUCCCGUAACUCUUUCGUGGGAAUUGGUGGAUUAUAUUCAUAGUGAUCUUUUCGUUUUAAAGGCAAAUAAUGUCAAUCCCUUCUGACUUAAGAGUGUUUUUGUGUACUCGAGAUCUGCGUCUCAAAUUAAGAAAAUUACACUUAGAACUUUAAGUACCAAGUGUAAGAGCAAACUUAAGUCCUGCUUAUAAGAUUACUGUAACUGAUCAGAAGUAUUCGAAGUAUGUUUUCUAAACUCAAACGUUGUGUAGUUGUUUUGAAUUCAAAAUCUGUUCAACUGCUUUGAAAUUUUAGUACAUUUUUUAUGACUUGCAAGUGAAAAACCUAAGGCCGAUUCCUAACGAUAUACCGUAAAUCUGUUCUUUUCAGGGGAAUUUUGUGUUCAUCUGUCAAAAGAGCGGUUUCGAACGAGUGAGUUGCCUCGUCCAACACCCAGUGAUAUUCCUGCCAAAAGAACAUUGAAGUUUCGCCAGCCGAUGACUCGCGCUUGUGACAGCGGCAAAAAUACUAGGACUAGCGUCGGACAAAACAAUGCUUUGGAGGGAGAAAGGUACAAGUAGUGUACGUACAUUCAGUGUAAUCUUUGCGUAGGUGGAUCGAGAAUAUUUUAUUUUCGUUUUAAAAAACGAUAAACGUACUUUAGUCUCAUAUUGACGUGAUCCUUUUUAAAAUGUAUAUUAAAAACCAGAAGCAUAUAGCCCUGAAGCCCUGGACAACCAAUCAAAAUUUACUUGAUAUCAGCAUUUUAUACUGAAGAGGCCACCCUGGCUAAAUAACAUCUAUUAUGAUUAUGAUUAUUAUUAUCAUUAUCAUUAUUAUUAUUACUAUUAUUAUUAUUAUUAUUAUUAUUACUUCCUAAUAUGGAAUUACUGAUACGCGAGACUGUCCGGUGAGUGUUUAUUAUGAAAGCCCUGUUUCAAUCACAGUUUUACGAAGUAAAAAAAUGGGAAUACUAUUCCCAAAAUGGCCAGGGGUGACUUCUACCGGACAAGACAAAGUGGAAUAAUCACGAUCAGCAUUUUUCGGGAAUGGCUUUACUUGUUGACACGAAAGCUAGCGCGCGCUUAAAUAAGUAUGCGUGAAUAUUGCGCGCUUUUUUUGUACCUCGUAGUUUUCUAAGGUUGUUAUCUUAAUAUUAAGAAAAAUGUAAAAAGGCCGCUCAGAAUAACAUAAAAUGUUUUACAGUUCACAUUGAGACGGAAAACUACUUAUCGAGCAAGACGAUUUAUUUUACGAAAAGUCAAGAGGAGGUUAGACACGGUCGCAAGGUAUCAUGGGACGAAUUAUCGAAUUGAGCGUCGUUGGACUCAUUUGCAUCAAACCUUCGAGAAAUGUAGUCUGCUACACUGCCGUUUUUAGUGCGUCACGCAACGCUCCUCCCCACUACGAGCAGUGCGGAUCUCCAGUUUUACCAAAUGUUACCUGAAAGAAGCGCUGAAUCGGCUUUUCGUCCCUUCCUCUUGUCUAGUUAGUAUUCUUUGCUCACAACAAAUGGCAAAGUUUUACCCUAAGCGGAGGAUUUAUUCGGACGAUCCAUCGAAGAUUCAAAACAUGCGGGGAAAAUAACUGUAACAUUUUCGUUCACAGCUAUUUUGCAGGAGAAGCUUUUUCCGUCGCAUUUUUCAGGCAUAGUUUGGAUACGGUUGCCGUUGCUGUCUGUACAUCUAAUUCUCGGGUUAUAAUUCCGAUAUAGGUCUUGUUCAAUUUGGAUUCUUUUGUGCGCGGAGGACAAAGAAGUCGAGUUUCUAUCGAUGAAGUUUGUAUUUUAUGACAAUCUCAUUGCACGGUUUUUUGGUGUCGCUCAACUUUAAGAUAUUAGAUAAACAUAGAUAAUUUAUUGAAACACGUCGCAGCUGUACAUGGGUGAAUUGUGUAUUACAUAUAAAAUUUAAAAGGCAUUGAAAUCUUUAACUCUCUCUUAUACGAGUGUCAAAGAAAUAAAACUACAACAGUCAAGUCUGGAGUAAACAGGGAAGGGCUCCGAAGUGAACCCUUCCAUUUAAUAACAUUUGCCCAAGAAAGGCACCGCCUAACCCCAGACGAAAAAGUCUCCACGAGGGAAAAAUCCAAACACACGAAGCUAGACGCUCAACUGCGUGCAUUCUAUCUUUAACUGGGACGUGUAUAUAAGACCUAUAAGCAUCUGACUGCCAGCAGUCUCCUAAACGCUUAAUCAGUUCUGCAGGGAUUUGAGCUUGAAAAGCCAGAGUGGCUCCGCCCGAGCGAAAGCUAUGUCCACUAACUUGAGAGGGGUCUAUGUUCGUCUUGGCUGCCAACAGCUUUAGAAGGGAGUCAAACUUUCCAUAAGUCAGAGCAGUCAGGCCUUCCUCAGUUGAUGCUGGGAUGGAGGCUGGACCCAAUAAAGGUGCAGGUACCAAGAGAAAGGCAUGUCUGAGAGCUGUAUAAGGGCAGAGUGGACGAUGGGCAAUGCGAGGUAACGGAACAGUUAAAAAGCGCUGACCAAAUUGGAUGGUCUUUGACCAUCGAUUAAUGGUGCUGGUCCAGUAAGUAAAGAAGAGUAUGUCUUCCCUGCGUAGGUGUUUGGACGGGUCAAACUGUGAAUCCUGUGCAUUGCAAAUUCGCCUUACGCAGGAGGCCAAAAAGCGUUACUAGGCAAACUGCCCAGAAAGUUGCAUGCAAAGGUUUGUCCAAAUUUAAGUGACUCUUGAAGGCUAAUAGGAAAUGGGGUGUAAUCGGUUUCUUUUGGGACACUGUUAAACGUUUUACACGCUUGUUUCGUCGAAGUGUAGUUGCCAACUGAGAAUUGUUUUUGGUUGGGUCAGUCAGACCAUGUUGAAGGUGUAGAAUGCGAACCGCAUUUAAAUAAGCUGGGAUGGAGGUUGCUGAGAGUUACCUUGUCAGAAAAGCUGCGUAGCGAGUAAGGGUUAAUGCUGCUCUUGGGAGAGGCUGGUAACCGCAGUAUACACAAAAGGAUAGGUAUGAACGCCUUUGAUGUUUCGUUCUCCUGCCGUUCUUUCUGGUCGCCAUAGUGUAAACAACGACAACAACACACCGUAAGAAUCUAUUCUGAGAAAUAAACGUGUAUUCAGCGAAGCUACGAUAGGUACAAGCACAUGGCAAAAAGCUGCGUAGAACACAUGACCGAGAAAGAAACUAGUGCCAGUCCUCCCUCCCUUCCGCUAGAGUUAAAUACAAAUAAAUGUAAUUAUUUUAGACAAAAAUAUGUACAAUAAUCAUGAAGGCAAAUACAUUUAACAAAUAAAAUCAAGUUUAAAAAGUAUCAUCUAAGCUACCAUUUGGAGCAAUUAUGAUCUAAUAAGACUUAUCAGACUGUUGACAUGAAGUCAUUUAAAAACUUUAAUUUCUUAAACCUAGCUAUUGUUCUUACAAAGCGGGAGAUAAUACGUGCGCUGGCGCCUUAGUUUGAAUUGUGUGGGAAAUACUGGCCACAAAAGCUUUCCCUGUUUAUGCUGGCCAUCGCUAAUUAUAUUCUUGAAAAUGCGUGGACAGAUGUUGCAAUGAUGUUCUGCAAUGGUCGGAAGGCCUUAGUAGCAUAUUAAGCGCAUGACACUACAUAAUUUUCCCAUGACACUGAAUUAUCAGACUGAUUGGAUGAUCUCCACCCUCUCCGCACCUUACGAUCAUGCACCUGAACACACGAGCGACGACAUCAACGUUUAAGGAGUUCUUACGGCUUGACUAUCAACAGUUAUCCGCAGCUAGAUAUUAAUUCCCUUAGCGAAACUGGACCUAGCCAAGGGACUAGCCGCAGAUUUUUAUUUACGAUUUGAGUAGUAUCAGAAAAAGAACGAGUGAGCGCAGCGAACGAGUGAGGUUUCUGAUACGUAUUGACUGUGUUUAUUUCAUAGGUACUGAGAUUUUUGUUGUAUUUUAGUAGACGAAUUCCACAAUUGGGGAGAUCAAAAAUGUAACAAGUAGUCAAUUUAAAAUCGCUCAACAACAACUAAGUUAAUGAAAGCCUAUAAAAUUUAGAACACUUACUGUGUUGUCCAGCCAGAGCAAACCCUUCUCGUACAGUAUUUUUAACUCUUCGCUUGUCAAAGCUACCGAUGCUUUGGGUUUAUUCCAUUUUCCUUGCUUCUUCAGCUUUUUUUGCUUGGAUUGAGGAAAUUUUCUGGUUUUCUCAAAGACCAAGUUGUUGAUUAUGCUGGCAGAAUAGCCAUUUUUCUUCAACUGUCGUUCGAAGCUGGCCAUUAAACUUCGAAGCGAAGCGUCGUUCGCUUUGCUGAUUGGACGAAUGAUAGUUUUUUACGGUGAAAUUUUGUCGUUCGUGCUCCUGAUUGGCUACGAGCAGUAUCAGUAUGAAUUUUAUCCACUAUGAUUUUCGUGGAUAAAUCUCAGUACCUAUGAAAUAAACCUGGUUUUGCAGCCGAGUUCAGAACUAGCCAAGGUUUGAAGGGCGUGGGCGUUGGACCCUACAGAAAAAAAUAACAUUAAAUAUGAGGGCCCACUUGACAAAGAGGAAUUCCACCCAGAGAUAAGACUGUGAAAGGUUUGAACCCAGGAGUCAUUUCAAAAGUAGGUUGAGUUUGAUCGUCCGGGUGAACGUAGUCUUGAAUAGAACUCUUAUUGUUAACAGUGACUGACGUCUCGACAACCUGUUCGGUAGUCAUCUUCAGAGUCAAAGUGAGGUCUAUUACGAUAGUUGAUGGUAUUAUACUCUGGUUAUUGAUCUAAUUGGCCAAUUACGUCGCGAUGUUAUUGGUCGUCUGUCAGUUAAGCCGUGAUGUUAUUGGCAAUGAAGACACCCGCACUGCAACGCACACUUAACAACAAACCUCUUACACUGAAGAAAACCGACAAGAUCGAUUUUCGACGCUACAACAGACAACAACCGAAAUCGGGCAAAUGUUGGCUUCGCGAAAUACCUGUUUUGAGGUUUCCGAGUAUUAUAAAGGUAUUAUAAAGAUUUAGAACCAAAGAAACUGGUUCUCUUUCAUCUUAUGUGAACCUUGUUUUAUCGACAAAUUUUGAACGGAAUGGAAAUUUUGAUCAUGAUCAAGUGGUCGAUUCUUACUAGGACAGCCUAUUAAAAGUUUCGGAUUACCUACUAGAAUAAGUAUGGGGUCAGACAGCGAGAGCAAUUGUCUUAUUAUACCUAUAUUUUAUUAUACCUUUUGUAAAUUUUCUGAUCAUAGAAAUAUAUUUAUAGUAUCUUAUUAAAGGAGAAGGAAGAAAGCUGGGAGAUUGCCUCGGAUAGAUUAAGAGUGUCUGACGUAGUACUUGGAGAGGGAGAGUUUGGAAUUGUUAAUAAAGGUAGCUACCGGGGACAAGAUGGAAGGAUCUAUGAUGUCGCAGUAAAGCAGUUGAAAGGUACUAUUAUAAAUGAAUAAAAGGCACCUAAUUUGGUUGAUAUGUUUUUUCAUUUAGUGCGUCUUCAUUUAUCAGCCUUACUUUUAAAGGAAUGAGUAGACAUGCUGCAACGAAACCUGUGUUGCAGAAGAAAUGUGCACAAUGUACAUCAACAUAUUUUUCUUGCAUUUACUUCUUUGUUUCACGCCUUCUUCUUCUUUUCAAAUGUCCUCUCCUCUAACAGGGCCCCAAGAACUCCCACAGAAGGCUUGAUGCAGGUUAUCUGGUAUAAAAAAAUAAAUGGAUAAAUAAAUGAUAAUGAUGAUGAUGAUGAUAAAGUAUAUAUCUUGCCGCGAUUUAGAAACAUCGAACACAGUGAAAGCUAAUCAGUGUAUAACAUGUUAAUAAAUUUACUGUUAUGUGGCUUUUCUAUACAGAUGGUACAAGCAUGGAAGACAAAAACGAUUUAUUAAGUGAAAUAAAGAUGUUAAAACAAGCUGGACGGCAUCCAAACAUCGUCAGCUUAGUUGGCGUUUGUACUCGAGAGGGUAUGUUUUAUCCUAAUCAGUAUUUGCUGUUAUGAAUUAAUACCCGGCUCCUUUUUUUCUUUAAUAAGUUUCUUUUUUCUUUUUUAUUAUUAUUUCAGAGAAGAUUCUUGUUGUGACUGAACUGGUUCCGUAUGGUAGUUUAAAGAACUUCCUUAUAUCAAAACGAAUAGCAUGCGUUUCUGGUGAAGCGAGUCGUUAUGUAAAUGUACGUUUUGGCUUAAACGACCGGGUGUUACUUAAAAUCGCGUUUCAAAUCGCUUUGGGGAUGCAGUUCUUAGAAAAGAAAAAGGUAAGGGUAUAUACGUGUAAUACCUUUUUGCGUUCAAAUAUAAUAUCUUCUUUCCAUUCUCAAAACGUGCUUACCUCUUUGUAAUAUAUCUUUAAAACAUUUUCCUGUACCUCAGCACGUUUCAGCAUAUGAAGGGAUGAUUAUUCUAGCAGAUAUUUUUCAUAUAGUAGUUGUCAUCCGUGGAGUGGUAUUUUUCUAUAUUCUUCCUCUGGGGCCGUCUGUCUUUGCUCUGUCUAUAUUAUUAAGAGGGUCUCAAUGGAGUUAACAGAUAGGCGUAAAACGGCCAAAAAUUUAGUCGAUAGCCGUGAAAAUUGAAAAAUUUUAACCGCUAGCCGUAAAGAGAGUAAAAAAGAGUUAACCGUAAAAGAAACUGUUCCCUAGAUUUGCUACUUUUAACCCUAUUCAGACUGGGCUUUUUUGGUCAAUCUGUGACUGGGGGGGGGGGGGCUCCUCGGACCCCCCCUCUGUAUCUCUGGAACCAAUGAUGCUAGGGUCAUGAAAUUUACACACAAUGAUCAUCUCCGUACAAAGAAGCCCCACACCCAGUUUUGACUUGCCACGCCCAAUGAUGACGUCACAGUGACGUCAAAUUCCGAUUUUUCAAUGUUUCUUAUUAUUUUUCCACUUAGAUACAUAAAAUAUCAAUAAUAUUGGUAAAGUCAUCUCUUUAAUAUCCUUUCUUAUGAACUAGUAACAAGGAGCCACUUGUAUAGCGAGAAAAAGUAAUAGGAAGCAAUAAAAUUUAAAAUUUGAAAUGUUUGUCCACCAUCUUGGAUCCGCCAUCUUGGAUCCGCCAUCUUGGAUUUCCGUUUUUUUGUUAAAAUUAUAAUUUACAGCAACUUUCAAAGGGGAAAAAGCUCAGAAUGUAUAAAAGAAGUAUGAAACUAAUGUUUAUUACCCAAACAAUUGACUUUGGAAGUGUUAUUUGGAAAAUAGAGCAGCAUAUUUGUCAAAGCAAAAAAGUGACAAAUUUUACCCCACCCCUCCCCCCAAAUAUUCGAUGUUGAAACAUUUUGAUGUAAUUCAAAAACUAGUCCCAAGAAAAGACCAUUUUAACAACAAAAAGCACUAUAAGUGUAAAAACGCGAUCUUAAAACAAAAAAAUCACCAUUUUUUAAAUUUUCCAAAACCUAUGUGUCAGAAACUGGUUGCCAUGGCAACAUGAUUAAUCACAUGGACAUGGUAAUUAUACCAAAAUGUUCCUAGAUAAAUUUUAGGAAAAGUCAGAAAAUUUGAACGUCCUAGCUCUUUCGGUGUAGGAGUUAUCACGACUUUGCCGGAGGGGGGGGUCGAAAAGGUGAAUUUUACCCCGACAAUGUGCGUUAUUGACCCCAGCAUUUGAUGCUCGCUACGGUCUCAAAAUUCGGUUUAUUUUUAAUUCGUUUUUUGAUAUUCUUGUCCACCCGCGAAAAUUCUAUACCCAUGAUCGACCUGCGAAAAUCCACCCGGAACCCGCGACAAUUUACCUGUGACCUGCAACAAUUUACGCGCCACCGCGAAGAUUAGACUCUUUACUCCCACUGAUGCUAUUCUAUGAUUUAGUUUGAUAUCAGUAUUAUUAUUUUGAUAUGAUAUGUUUCGUAAACUGCCUAAAAUGAGUCUUUGUUUCAGUUUGAUGUAAUGUUAAGCAGUGCAGGUUGUUUGUUUGUUUGUUGUUGUCGUUUUACAAAGCUUUUUUCAGUGUUUAAGAAUUUACUCAGAGGAAAGUGGAUUUCAGAUUCUUCUCAUGCAAACCAACAAAAAACCGCUAAGAUUUUGCGCCGAAUUUCCCAUUUCUUUCCAUUACCCUUGGGCUUUUUUAUUAUAGCCCUCGCUCCAAUCACUUUUUUCACAGUUAGGUUUGAUUAGUUCGAAGCUCUGAUCGCAUCUCUGUACGUUUUGAGCUUUUACCGGUAUACAAUUUUUUAUCUUUGUAUCUUUUUAUUUCUUUUUAGUGCGUUCAUCGCGACCUUUCAGCUAGAAAUGUCUUCAUUGGUGAAAACCUCGUAGCCAAAGUUGGCGACUUUGGAUUGGCACGUGAUAUCUCAGACUAUGGUAUUUACACCAAAAUAUCCAAUGUAAGUACAUGUAGGCUCGGGAACCGCUUCAAACUGCACAAUUUUGGGACAGCCGACAUUUUCAACUGUUAA